Messenger RNA from Lonchura striata (white-rumped munia), 4420 nucleotides. RefSeq names its product SEL1L family member 3 (gene SEL1L3). NCBI's taxonomy places the organism in Eukaryota, Metazoa, Chordata, Aves, Passeriformes, Estrildidae. Gene Ontology annotation, molecular function: protein binding. The record is from RefSeq and is a predicted model, not a curated record.
CCGUGCCGCGCUGGGCGCCGCCGCAGCGGCAGCAUGCGGCCCCCGGCCGGGCCCCGCCGCCCCCCGCCGCUGCUCCUCGUCCUCCUCACGAACUUUGUGGUGUCUUUUGGAAAGGAGACAUUACAGACAACGGCAGUUACUCCACAGUUUCAGAAGAAUAUGGAUUAUGUAGAUUUUAUCUAUUUAAACAUUUUAGAAAAGAAAGUUCUUAACAAUUCUGAGGUUUCAGUUCAGUAUUUAUGUUCUAAGCCUUGUAUUGUCAAUUUAGAAGCAGUAGCUUCCUCCGAGUUCAGGACUGGUGUACCAGUGUAUAGAAGGAGAUGGAAGGAUGAGAAGAACCUUUAUGUUAGCAGAACUCGACAAGUACACUUGAAAUUUCCAAGCAUCAUGGUUUACAGAGAUGAUUAUAUCAUCAGAAACUCAAUAAUAGUGCACAGUGUGAUACUCUAUGCAUGGAUUAGCCACAAAUCAGCUAGCAACUAUGAUGAUGAACAGAAUGAAGACUACCAGGCUGCGGUUGCCAAGAACUACACAUUUUUAGAGGCAGUUCCACCUUUUGAACGGCCAUAUAAGGACCACAAAGUUUGUCUUCAGUGGGGUGCUGACUAUUUGUGGAUGCUCCAGGCCAAUAGGAUACCUCAGUGCCCUCAUGAAAGUGAUGGUGUGCAGGUUCUCGAAUUUAUAUAUGCUUCCAGUGGAGAAAAAACAGGAAUUGUGAAGAAAUUUGAACAGUUUGAAAACAGAGAACUUGAGACAGUCAGACAACAUCAGAUUGAUUAUCCCAUGUUCACCAUUUCAAUCUGGCUAUAUCUACUCCAUCACUGUGAAAAGGACCUCUGUGGUAUACUCUAUUUUAUUGAUUCAAAAGAAAUGUAUGGUACUCCUGCUGUAUUUCUAAAUGAAGAAGGUUAUGUGCAUAUUCAGAUGCAUCUCGUGAGAGGGGAUGACCUUGCAGUGAAAACUAGCUUCAGCCUUCCUCUGAAGCAGUGGUUUCGACUGGAUCUCUCUUUUAAGGGUGGACAGAUAGAAGUAAGCAGUGUUGGGAAGAAUUUGAAAAGACAUCAUCAUCAAUCUUUUACUUUUAGGGAAGAUUUCUAUUAUGAUGACACUGCUGGAUACUUUGUUCUGGGAGGCAGUGGGUACGUAAAUGGUAUUGAAGCAUUCUUUGGCCCUGUGAAAUACUAUCGCCUCAAUGUGUUGGAAACAGAACAGAUUUCUAAUCCUCUUCAUGACAAAGACACAGUGGAACAAAUUGAACUUUACUACGAGAGAUGUAUGGACAUUCAAGAAAUAGUUUAUGAUUACAGAUAUAUUGUAAGGCAAGGUGAAAAAGCACACAGAAGUUAUUACUGUGAAAACUAUUAUUUGGAGCUGAUUCACAAAUAUGGAGAAAAAUCUAAAUGUGAUGCUUUCACGUGGGGAAAAGAGCUCAGGGAAAAGUACCACACUUUGUUCAAACUGUUACAAGAGAUGGAUUUCAGUAGUCCAGAUGUGUUAGAAGAUGGAAGUGAUACAGUUGUAGAAGUUGGCCGGAGGAUAUUUGAGAAGGUUGUGAAAGGUCUGUCCAGUGCCAAUGGCCUCAGCAAUUUGGGCUCCUCUGUCCCUCUCCUGGUGGAUUCCAGCUGUUGUGGAUACCAUAAGGCUUCCUAUUUCCUUGCAGUUAUAUUUGAAACAGGGCUUGGUGUGCCUGUGGAUCAUAUAAAGGGACUGCUGUAUAGUUUGGUUGGUGCUCAGGGGAACGAGAGACUUUCUGUGAUGAACCUUGGUUAUAAACAUUACCAAGGGAUUAAUAACUAUCCACUUGAUUUGGAGCUGUCAUAUGCUUAUUACAGCAAUAUUGCAAUAAAGACAUCCUUGGAUCAACACAAUAUAAAAGGGGAACAGGCAUUUGUUGAAACUAUAAGACUGAUGGAUGAUGAACUGCUAAAAGCUCAAACAAAAGAAAAUGGUGAUGUCUUUAUGUGGUUAAAACAUGAAGCAACAAGAGGAAAUGCAGCUGCACAGCAACGUUUGGCUCAGAUGCUGUUUUGGGGCCAACAAGGAGUGGCAAAAAAUCCUGAAGCUGCAAUAGAAUGGUAUGCAAAGGGUGCAAUAGAAACAGAAGAUCCAGUGUUGAUAUAUGAUUAUGCCAUUGUGUUGUUUAAGGGUCAAGGUGUGAAAAAGAAUAUAAAACUCGCAUUGGAAUUGAUGAAGAAAGCAGCAGCCAAGGGCUUGCCCCAGGCAGUGAAUGGAUUAGGAUGGUACUACCACAAUUUUAAAAGAGACUACAGAAAUGCAGCUAAACACUGGUUAAUUGCUGAAGAAUUGGGAAAUCCAGAUGCAUCAUACAACCUUGGUGUCCUAUAUUUAGAUGGGAUUUACCCUGGAGUACCUGGUAGAAAUCAAACAGUUGCUGCACACUAUUUCUAUAAAGCAGCCCAAGGAGGACAUAUAGAAGGGACUUUACGAUGCUCUCUAUAUUACAUCACAGGAAAUAUGGAAGACUUCCCUAGAGAUCCAGAAAAGGCUGUAAUCUGGGCAAAACACAUUGCAGAGAAGAAUGGCUACUUAGGUCAUGUAAUCAGAAAAGCUCUCAAUGCUUAUCUGGAACUUUCAUGGCAUGAAGCUCUGCUACAUUACAUUUUAGCAGCUGAAACUGGGAUUGAAGUGUCACAGUCAAAUUUAGCACACAUCUGUGAAGAAAGACCAGACCUAGCAAGAAGAUACCUAGCAACUGAUUGUGUCUGGAGAUACUACAAUUUCUCUGUUUCUCAAGUCAAUGCUCCAUCAUUUGCUUAUUUGAAGAUGGGAGAUUUCUACUACUAUGGCUACCAGAACCAGUCUAAAGACCUUGAGCUCUCCAUGCGGAUGUACGCCCAGGCGGCCUUGGAGGGUGAUUCACAGGGUUUCUUCAAUUUGGCCCUUGUCAUGGAAGAGGGCAACUCCAUACCUUCCUACAUUCUGGAUCACUUGGAAAUUGAUCAAGCAUUGCAUUCUAGUAAUACAUCACUUCUUCAAGAACUCUAUUACAGGUGCUGGAAUAGUAGUAACCAAGAAUCAAUUAGUCCAUGUUCAUUAGCAUUGCUUUAUUUUUACAUGAGAGUUCUCUGGAACAAUGUUUUACAUUCUACUCUGAUCUACUUCAUGGGAACCUUUAUUUUAUCGAUUCUUGUUGCAUUUGCAGUGCAGUCUUUUCAGUCUUUAUCUGGGAAUGACAGUGAGGAUGCUACCAGAGCAGUACCACAGGAAGAACCUACUCUUUCAAAUGAUUUAUCACAGCAGGAGUCAAACCCUCAGAGUCCUCUUGUCACCAGCUGAAGUGGAGUUUUCUUAAGGUUGAUGUCCACUGGGAAGACAGGAUAUGAACAACUACGAAUCUAAGAACUGGCAACCAACCCUGUACAUGGCAUUAAUAAUGCAGUCCAACAGCUGAAGUUGUAGGGAAGUUUACUGAUCUGACUUCUCCAAUGUAGAGGAAAACCAUCCCUAUAAUUUAUUUAACUCCUAACAGAUGAUGCAGAUUAUCUCAGUGUACCCAACACACGGCUAUACUGUAUAUUAUGGAAGGACCUGGAAGGAAACCUACAAGGUCUUUGCCUAAUUGAAAAAUAAGCAAACAUCCCACAGGUUUUCAUGAAGUUUUACUUACAUGUCUAAUUUCUUAUUAAAUUGCUUUUACUGCAUUUGAGCUUAUUUAUUGUUGAAAUUAGCAAAGUUUUCCAAGUCUGAAUCAUGGAAAUAAAAUAAAAGCGAAACCCAGUCACCAGUACUUUACAAGUUCUAUGGAAACAAGUCAGGAUUUCAGUACAUGCAAUAGUAACAAUGAUAUUUUUGGCAUUUUAUAUUCCAUGCUGAUUUUUCAAUGUGAAAGUGUUUUGUUUUGAAAGGAAACACACCAGGAAUAUUUGCAAUUUGGUCAUAACAUACUAGUUAUGAUUGCUAAGUUUUAGUCAAAGUUUUACAAGCAUCCACAUUUCCUGGUGGACAUGACAAAAUGUUUCUCUUCCUGCCAAGAGACACUGAUUAGAGAAAGGAAGUCCCUAAUGAGUAGAUAAAAGAAUAUUUAAGUGUGAUCAGGUAACACAAAGUGAAUAAAAAAUUAUUUUUGUAUUCUUCUGUAGAUAACACUGGCAAGGAUUUAUUUCAUGUUCUAUAGUGAUUCUAAAAGACACAUAUUUAAAUUACAGUUUAUUUGAUAAAUGUUGAAUGCGACAUAUGGAUAACAUAUAUGGAGUGCAAAUACCUUCUGAUUUAAAGCUGUCUGUAAAGUGGCUGUAGGAAGGGUCUAAUUGUUACAGCAGGUGUGCAGUUACCUCUGCACAAUGAUGUAGAUCACAGACUAUAAAUUGCAUCAAUCUAUGCAUUAUUGAGGGUUAAAUCCACUUGCCUUGCACUACAUUAUUUACUCUUGUAAAUAAAAAUAUUUUUUUAUUUCAGCCUG